AUGUUUGGAAGCGAAUUUAUUCAAAAACUUGAAUAUAAAGACCAAUUUAUUUUCGAUUCGGAAGAGGAAAAUUGUUGUUGUUCACAAGAGGAUUUUAUUAAAUUUUUGCAUUUCUCAAUUGGUUGUCCAUUGGGCAUUGAUUGUACUCUUGUGGAUGAUGCACAAACAUGCGCUUCAUUACUUUAUUUGGCCGAUAAAUACCUUUGCACUCGCCUUUUAAAUUUUUUAUUGGAGAGGGGUUUGGCUGCUCGUCUAAUUACUGGGCAAACGCUUCCCCUCUUUCUUCCGUUGGUACUUGCAAUUCCAACAUUAGUUUAUGGAGGUGGUCUAAAGGAUAUUUGUAUGUUAGCUCUUCUGCAAUAUUCAAAUAAUUCAGAACUUCUCUACACUCUCAGGCAUAUUUCAAAAUGUGAUUCGGGUAAAUCAAAAACAAAAGCGAUCGAUUCUUUAUUAGAAAUGUUACAUUCUUUUAUAAUUUGCCUUGAUCAGGGAUCGGAUAUUGCUUAA
Messenger RNA from Meloidogyne enterolobii, 507 nucleotides. NCBI's taxonomy places the organism in Eukaryota, Metazoa, Nematoda, Chromadorea, Rhabditida, Meloidogynidae. The record is from the annotation of a GenBank genome assembly.